Messenger RNA from Canis lupus familiaris (dog), 769 nucleotides. RefSeq names its product CDC28 protein kinase regulatory subunit 1B (gene CKS1B). Lineage: Eukaryota; Metazoa; Chordata; Mammalia; Carnivora; Canidae. The record is from RefSeq and is a predicted model, not a curated record. Bases 99 to 338 code for a protein of 79 amino acids. Gene Ontology annotation, molecular function: ubiquitin binding; histone binding; protein kinase binding. Gene Ontology annotation, biological process: regulation of mitotic cell cycle. Gene Ontology annotation, cellular component: cyclin-dependent protein kinase holoenzyme complex; SCF ubiquitin ligase complex. The transcript is spliced from 3 exons.
GUGUUUGAAAGCUAGGCCAAAGUGGGUGGGAGCGCGUGCUGCUGGGAGUUGUUUGGAGGUUGCCGGAGUGGGCCUGACGGUCCUCAGGCUGAGUGAUCAUGUCGCACAAACAGAUUUACUAUUCGGACAAAUACGACGACGAGGAGUUCGAGUACCGGCAUGUCAUGUUGCCCAAGGACAUAGCCAAGCUGGUCCCUAAAACCCAUCUGAUGUCUGAAUCUGAAUGGAGGAAUCUUGGAGUUCAGCAGAGUCAGGGAUGGGUCCAUUAUAUGAUCCAUGAACCAGAACCUCACAUCUUGUUGUUCCGACGGCCACUGCCCAAGAAGCCGAAGAAAUGAAGCUGGCAGCCACUUUCCAGCCUCAAGCUUUACACAGCUGUCGUCGCUUGCUAACAUCUUCCUGAUAACAUCAUUAUGUUGCCUUCUUGUUUUCUCACUUUGAUAUUUAAAGGAUGUUCAGUACACUGUUUGUGCUGCUGACUGUUUUGCUUGAGCAGAGCCAACAGCACCAUGGCCCGGCCAGUUGAGUGCUCUUUGGGCUGCAGCCUCAGCUGAGCUGUGUACCCAGCAGAGCACACUUGGUACAUAGAGGAAGCAUCUGACGAUAGGCCAUGGCUGUCACGGGGAUUGUGUAAACUUGCAGUUUUUUUUUCCUGCCAGGUGUUGUAUGUAUGGUGGUUUAUGUUUCAAUAUAUUGGAGACUUUUCAUUUUAUUCAAGGAAUCUGUUCCAUGUUUAAAAGCCUUGAUUAAAGAGGAAGUUUUUUAUAAU